Messenger RNA from Cuculus canorus (common cuckoo), 3951 nucleotides. RefSeq names its product MYB proto-oncogene like 2 (gene MYBL2). Gene Ontology annotation, molecular function: DNA-binding transcription factor activity, RNA polymerase II-specific; RNA polymerase II cis-regulatory region sequence-specific DNA binding. Gene Ontology annotation, biological process: regulation of DNA-templated transcription. Lineage: Eukaryota; Metazoa; Chordata; Aves; Cuculiformes; Cuculidae. The transcript is spliced from 14 exons. Bases 78 to 2138 code for a protein of 686 amino acids. The record is from RefSeq and is a predicted model, not a curated record. Gene Ontology annotation, cellular component: nucleus.
CGCGGCCCGGCCCCGGGCGGGCGGGGGACGCCGUUGGCGCGAGAUAGGAAAGCGCCGCCGCCGCCGCCCGCCCCGCCAUGGCGCGCCGGGGCCGCGGUGAGGACCAAGAUGAGGUGCAUUGUCAGGAUACUGACUCAGAUGUGCCGGAGCAGCGGGAUGGAAGGUGCAAGGUCAAGUGGACACAAGAAGAGGAUGAGCAGCUGAAGAUGUUAGUAAGACAUUACGGGCAGAAUGACUGGAAGUUCCUGGCCAGUCACUUUCCUAACCGUAGUGAUCAGCAGUGUCAGUACCGGUGGCUGAGGGUGUUGAAUCCAGACUUGGUUAAGGGCCCUUGGACCAAAGAGGAGGACCAAAAGGUAAUUGAACUGGUUAAAAAAUAUGGCACCAAACAAUGGACCCUGAUAGCCAAGCACCUGAAAGGGCGGUUAGGGAAGCAGUGCCGGGAACGCUGGCAUAACCAUCUGAACCCUGAGGUGAAGAAAUCCUCGUGGACAGCAGAGGAGGAUCGCAUCAUUUUUGAGGCCCACAAGGUCCUGGGGAAUCGUUGGGCAGAGAUUGCCAAGCUGCUGCCUGGGAGGACUGACAAUGCUGUAAAGAAUCACUGGAACUCCACCAUCAAGCGGAAGGUGGACACCGGAGGCUUUCUCAAUGAAAAUAAGGAGUCCAAGUCAGUGUACUUGCUCGUGGAGGUGGAUGACAAGGAGAGCCAAAGUCAGACGGGAGCUGGGAGCCAGACUGCCCUUCUGAACUGCCCAGACAAUAUCUCUAAAAUAAAGGAAGAGGAUGUCAGUGACGAGGAAGUGACGGGUGUGCAGGAGUUACCCUCGGAGCUGCCAGCAGCCGAACUGACAGAGCAGACCGCUGAGGGGACCCCAGAUGAUGCGGUGCCUGAGGACGCCUCUUCAGUUAUCACAUCACCAUACAAAUGGGUUGUCGAAGCUGCCAAUUAUUUGUACCCAGCAUCUGUGCCAGCCUUCAAUGAAGCUCUGGAUAUGAUUGAAUCCGACCCAGAAGGUUGGUGUGAUCUGAUCCAGUUUGACCUGCCUGAGGAAGCCUCCGCCGGUGGCAGCAGUAGCAGCAACAGCCCAGUGAGGCAAACCCCCGGCAAGCCGACGCCGUCCCUGUCCAAUGUGACUGAGUACCGCCUGGAUGGCCACACCAUCUCUGACUUGAGUAAGAGCAGCAAGGGAGAGCUCAUCCCCAUCUCUCCACAUUCAGAGAUGAGCUUUGGAACGCCACCCUCUGUGCUGAAGAGGCAGAAGAAGAGGAAGAUUUCCCUUUCACCUGUCACGGAGAAUGCCACCAGCACAAGCCUUUCCUUCCUUGACUCCUGCAACAGCAUGACGCCCAAGAGUACCCCUGUGAAGACACUGCCCUUCUCUCCAUCUCAGUUCUUAAACUUUUGGACCAAACAGGAUACGCUAGAACUGGAGAACCCAUCUCUGACCUCCACACCUGUGUGCAGUCAGAAGGUGAUUGUCACCACCCCACUGCACAGGGACAAGACUCCUCUGCUCCAGAAGAACUCAGCGUUUGUUACACCAGAUCAGAAGUAUGUGGUGGACAACACACCUCACACUCCCACGCCUUUCAAAAAUGCCUUGGAAAAAUACGGACCAAUUAGGCCUCUGCCCCAGACUCCUCACCUGGAAGAAGACUUGAAAGAGGUGCUCCGAAGUGAAGCUGGCAUUGAACUUAUCAUAGAGGAUGAUGUGAAGCCUGAGAAACAGAUGAGGAAACAAGGGUUGCGCAGGAGUCCCAUCAAGAAGGUCCGGAAGUCUCUGGCUCUGGAUAUUGUUGAUGAGGAUAAGACUCAAAAUAUGCCUGCCCUCCCCAAGACUGUCUGCUUCAAAAGAGCCCAGCCUGUGAAUUUCCUGUCAAGAUCCCUGAACCUUUCCUCCUCGAGCAGGAAGAAUGACAGUGGUUUACUCAACAGAGCCUUUGUGCAAGUGCAGCCAGAGAAGAUGUCCUAUAGAAAAAUGCCGAGCCUUUUCAGACCACCUGCACCGAUGACCAGGGCUUGGAAAGCAGUGGCCUGUGGUGGAACCCAAGACCAACUCUUCAUGCAGGAGAAAGCUCGACAGUUUUUGGGCAUGUUGAAACAGUCUCACACAUCAAGGACCUUAAUCUUAUCAUGAAGGAUUAUUCUGCUUUUUUUAAUUUUAUUUUUUAAAAUGUUUUUAUAAAUGGAGAGAAGGGGGAACCACAGGAAAAAAAUAUCCUCUGCCAGGCUGUGCUGUGUGGGGGUGGAUUUUUUUCCUUCUGUUUCCAGGUAGAUCUAUAUUGUAAUAAGUUGGGCUAACUGCUGGCUAAUGUGUGGAAUGCAAGGUUUGGGAUCAUUGUGGAAAAGCAGAUGAGGGAGGUUUGGAGAGCUGACCUCUCUUUGCAAGACCUGGGUUCUGCAAAAGUAGAAGCACACAGCCGUGUUCCACCUUGGAGCAGCGUGCACAGUGGAGACGGGCCUCUCUGCCUGCCUGGAUUUCUCACUACCUGCUCUAGUACCUCGGGAACGGCUUUUGCGAACAUUCCUGCACAUGUCUCAUCUCCCCUUCCAGCUUUCACAGGGGAUGGAGUGCUCUCCCCUGACUCUGUGAGGACAGAGGCUGGGAGAUACGCUGUGGGGCGACUGGUGUUUGGAGCUGGCCUCUCGUUCCCUGUGGGGCUGCUUUGUACUGCUGUGCUGCGGAAGGGGAGCGCCUGGUGCCUCUCCCCAGGGCUGCGCUCCCUCUUCAAAUAAACAAUGGUGCUAACAUCACCCUGUUACUCGGACUCUGACUCGGCCUCGCCAUGCUCAGAGGGAGGCAGGGCUGUGCUGGGGUGGUGAGACGCAGGAAGACAUAGGGUUUCACGUGUGAUCUUUCCUGGCAAAUUGCUGAAUUUAUGUUGGUCUAUGUGGCUAGGGAUGCCUUCUCCUCACUCUCAGUAGUUUAAUCACUGUUUAGGAAUGGUUUUGGUUACUUUAUGGGAAGGUGCUGUUCUGUGUUUGAGCUUAGCGUGGCUGCAGGAGUUGGGUAGAGGCUGCUGAGAGCUGUGAACCUGCGAACAGCACCAGGAGCAUGUGAUGUAGCAGAGCCUCUUCUGUCCUUCCUUUGGAGUCCAAAGCUGUGUCCAUAGAGUUGUCUCUGUGUGAUAGCAGUAAUAUGGUUUGCCAUUUCGAUGUAGCCAAGGAUGAAAUGCAGCAAUAGUAUCAAUAUAUUGUCUGUGCAAUGGGAAAGGAGCUGGAAAUACUGAGGAGCGACUUGCCAGUUAGACCAAGUGCAUGAACAGCUUUGGGUGAGCUCUGUUCAGGGCUGUGCUGUGAUGUGCUGUCCCCUCUAAGCCACCAGGCUCUGGCUGGGGGUGGCAGUGCAGCAAAGAUGCAGGGAGGGGGUCUGUUCACUCCAUGCAUCUUAACUGUCCCCAGUCACUCUGCAGGGUGGAAAAACGGAGCAGGGCUAUAUAAAUCUUAUUUCAGGUUGUGGCUUACACAGGGAAUAGUCAAGAAGCCCUUACUGCGAAGCUUGUUAAUAAAACCGUGGAUUCUGGGAAACGAGGGAGUUUUAGAAACCCAGCUCAUUUUUCAUUUCUACAAGCUCUGGGCCAAAGUAAAUCCAUGAAGUCAUUUUUAUUUCUGUUUCUCAGUGCUGCAAUGUUUGCUUUGGAAAGACAGUAGGGACCACUUGUCUGAAAGCCUGGCUUUAGCUGCUUCAAUUCUCUUGUUAUUUUAAGAGAAAUCAUCAUAAACCCAUCCCUCUUCGCUCGGAGUUUAGCAGGCUUGGCCAUACCUGUGCUGGGUGACAAAAACCAAGCCCUGAAUUGCAUUUCCUUUCUGGAGCCGAUGUAAGCUGAGAGUCCUGAGCAGGCAGAGUCUGCCGGAGAGUAAAUCGGUGCAUAAGCCUGACGUGUAGAUUUGGGAACUGCCCCUAAAUUAAAGGAUUAUGAGGCUGAGAAGUAUUAACUACUAGUCUGAUG